AAUGACCUGAAGAGUUUACUUACUUUUUAGUUGUCAAGUAAAGGUCUCAUAUUACACCGAGACGAUUCUAUGAAGAUACAUCACAGCCACUACAUCACAGAUAUCUUUGGGAUCACUUUCAGAGAAGUUUUUCCAGCUGAUGAACGAUGCAUUUUCCAGCCAAUCAAAUCCACACGAACAAUAUGAAACUGCAGCACGUGAGCUAAGAAUAAAUACAACGUUAUCGACCGUUGUUGUUUACAGACAGUUAUCAUUACAGUUGUAGUUUAUAGCACGAUAACAACAUUAUUCCUGGUUGGCGAUGUGGGGGGGGGGGGGGUAAUUCGUUUCGUGUUAUUUCCUCAUGAACCUUUCAAAUCCAUUUCAAGCGCAACAACCCCCCUAUCGGUGAAAUACAGUAAUAGCACCUUACGUUUCUUUGAGUCAUGUACUGCACAACAGAGUAAAUAGCCUGAAGAGGGAAACGUUUUAACUGGGUUCAUGUACAAAGGCUUGUUUUUAAUUUAUCCGUGAAAGUCAUGAACUAUUCAAAACCAGGGCAUAUGAAUGUUUGAAGGAAUAACAGUGAGUGUAAAGCAGCAGAUGGCAGCAUUGCAUAACAACACAGAGCAUCUCCAUGGUGUUCAGUCAUUCUGUAUCUCUGGGUUUGGUUGGCAGAGGAGCUUAACACUCCGUCAUAUACAGACACACAGGCUGAUGCUCAAUCCUUUUCAUCAAUGUGUAUGGUCAUAUUUGCUCCGCUUUUUGCUGUUUUAGCAUUUGCAACAUGUGGGGGAUAUUCAGGCGAGAUAAUGGUUAAAGUAGAAUGUCUGGACAAAACCGAAAACAAUUUCAGCAUUAGUUUCAACUACCCAUUCAGACUCCAGCAGGUGCAUUUCAAUGCUCCUCUAUGUGAAGGUGCAAGAAAAGAGACCGUCUUUCUCGAGGGAGAUUAUUCUUCAUCUACCCAGUUUUUCGUCACCGUGUCGGUCCUGGCCUUUCUCUAUUCUCUAUUGGCUACAGUCGUUUACUUCUUCUACCAGAACACAUACAGAGAGAAGAACAGAGGUCCAGUAGUUGACUUUCUGGUGACUUUGGCUUUCGCUAGCCUGUGGCUGGUAAGCUCAAUUGCCUGGGCUAAAACUCUGUCUGGUGUGAAAACGGCAACUGAUGUGCAACAGAUUCUGCUGUUGAUAUCUGCAUGCAGAGCCCAGGAGAACCUAUGUGAGGUCCUACAGGAGCCCAUCUGGACAAAUCUUAACAUGUCUGUGGCCUUUGGUUUUUUGAACUUCUUCCUUUGGGCUGGAAAUAUUUGGUUUGCCUACAAAGAGACGGGCUUGCACAAGUCCACCCAGCGGUACCCAUCAAGAACUCCUUCUGAGAAACGCGGCAGCUUUAGGCAAUACAGUCAAACCAGUUUUGAUCAAUCUGGGACUGGCUUUGGCCAGAGGCUCUACAACCAGGGCAGUUUUGACUUAUCAAGCGGAGGCUUCAGCCUACCCCAAACCAAUCUAGGACAGCCGAUGUUUUACAGACAGUUGGGAAGUCCCACAUCCAGAGGUCCUCUCAUAUUUGUUAAUGAGAUGUAAAAUAGAGAGGGAGAGAGAGAGAGAGAGAAAGAUACAAAGAAAAAAAUGCGUUCUCAGUUGUUGUUGUGAAUUUAAUAUAUCAUGUGAUGUAGAAAUCGUGCAGUUUUUGUAGAUAUCAGUCUGCAUACUGUUAUUUAUCUGUUAAAAAUGAAGUCCUAUUGAGCUGAAUUAUUUUGUAUCUUUAUUAUAAAUAUGAAUAUGCAUACAUUACAUUGUUUCAAAUAUGAGUGUGGACUUUUCUUUAGUGAAAAGGUGCCAGAUUGUAAUACCAUGGUACUUUAAUACAUACUUAAAUACAAUUUAUAUGUGACCCUGUCUGUGAAAUCCAAGCUGUAAUCUGAUUAUCAGAAAGUUUCAUUUCACUUGUUGGUUCCACUUAAUUUCCUUAAUCAAUAUUAAAGAUACCAAGGUUAUAUUUUCACAGAAUGCUCUUUAUAUGCAGGAUGAUUUUAUGUAAAUAAACAGUAAAUAAAAAAAGCUUUGUUUUCAGGGGGUUGGUCACAUAUACAAUGGUAUUUUCUUUGUGCUCAUGUAUUGCUACAAAACAGUAUUAUAUGGUAUUGUCAUCAUAAUAGUCUUUGUAAUACAAUGCUACUUUGUUGGAUGUCUUCUAUUUUUAUUUUCAAAACUGAAAGAUGACGUAAAAGCCAAACAGCAGAUGCUUUUAUGUUCUGGUAUGAAUAAUGAUCAAUUACUAGUAGACAAGCAUAGAUUUUGUGGACCUCCAAUUGGCACGAAAUCCUGUAGAUAUGGUCUGUGUCUGUCAGAGAUAUUUUUAAUGAAUCAUAUUGUCUAACCGCACAGUGGUUAGUGCUCAACGAAUGCAUAGCUAUAAGCAUGCAAGAGUCAAUCACAUAAAAUCCAAUGCAAUAAAAUCUGAGUGUUGUUCCUUUUUAUUGUACUCGAACUCAAAAUUGUAGAAAUGUUACUGUAUAAUCUGAUUGCAUCGUAAAAUGAAGUAAUAAAAUCAUACUUGUUCAACUAAA
Paramisgurnus dabryanus is the source of this 2554-nucleotide messenger RNA. It is a transcript of the gene synprb, whose product is annotated as synaptoporin b. NCBI's taxonomy places the organism in Eukaryota, Metazoa, Chordata, Actinopteri, Cypriniformes, Cobitidae. Gene Ontology annotation, cellular component: synaptic vesicle membrane; synaptic vesicle. The record is from RefSeq and is a predicted model, not a curated record.